AUCGCUCAGCUCCGAUAGGGGCAGAUCAUUACGCGGCGCAAAUUGUCCCGGAGUGGAGAAACGUGGCCGGGUGCAGUAGAUAAAUUCUGUGCGUCGUCCUCAGUCAAUAACGAGUUCUCAGUUAGCGCUGGUCACAAUCGCGACUACAUCGAAAGCUCACAUCUCGCGCUAUUCGAGAAGCUCGCGGAUGUCGGAAUACAUCAGACGAGAACAUCCCCGCGGCGUACACGCAAAGAAAAGUAGCCCCGAAUAUUUAUUAAAACAAGAUCGAUUGUGCGACGCGAAAAUAGACUUGAUAUACUUUUUGAAAAUCUCAGACUUAUUACGAUGAAGACUAACACUCGGACUGAAUAGCGAGCAUUUGACGUAGAUUUUCUCAGAUCUGAAGAUAAAGCGAGUCGAGAAACGGCAAUUAUCUCUCAGAAUUUUCCGGAGCAAUCUGGUGAAUAUCUCAAAGACUUGGUUUGAAACAGUAAAACCGCUGGUGAGACAGAUUAGACACGUUUGUUAUGUAAUCGAAGGAGCAGUCUUACACGCGAGCGGAUCAUAAUUUUCCGAGGAACGUUAUCGACAAUAGUGCGAACAGACAGUUCAGCAGAAUAAACAAUUCAGUGCAAAUCGGUAUUUAUUACAUGUACAUACGACAAUUUAUAUCUGGACAAAGAAGACUGAAAGUGACGGAAGGAGACGCGAUCACGUAUCUAAAGCUCGCCGCAUCUCUGAACGGGACGAUAGCUAAUUUAUCUCAAGUCGUUCAACGCUUUUGCAUCUUUUUACAAGAGCCGAAUUUGCAGCCACGCUACGCUUUCGUAUCUUGUAAAUAUUCAGCCGUGCAAGUGGUCGAUGAAUGAUGAUGAAUAUUUAAAGUACUUUGCGAUAUGAUAUCGAGCUCAUUAUCAAGUAUAUAAAUACCAAAAUCGAGUAUUGUAAAGAUAUAAACGAUUGGACCGCGAAGGAGAGAGAGUGAGAAACAGUGGUGACCGUAAAGAAGAUAAAAAGGGAUUGCAUUUGCACUCUUUUCUAAAAUCACAAAUCACAUUUCUUGCAAGAAAAUCGCCACACGGGGGGUUGCUAUCGUUACAUGAUUAUUUGAUUGACGUGGUUAAUUAUCGGAAAAUUACAUAUUAAGGAGAAAAAGACACUAUGGCGAACACGUCAGAUAUUAAUAACGCGAACGGACCAACGGAGAUUAGUAACGCAAAUGGACAAACGAACGUUAAUAACGCGAAUAAACAAAUGGACGAUAACAAGGCAAAUGAAGAAAAAGACAUUAAUAAUGUGAACGAGAACGUUAAUAACGCGAAUGGACAAACGGAUGUUAACAAUACGGGUGGGCGCAUAUCGGCAUGCGUGGAGAUAAAGAUGGAACCUGGUGCUACCGAAGAAAAAAAAUGGGAACGAGCCGGAACAAUUUAUCAGGUGUUGAUGGCCUUAUGCGCUAACGUUGUGGUACUGGGUCCAGCAAUGGGUUUCGGUUACAGCGCCGUAGCAGAACCCGCAAUGAGAUGGCCGAAGGACGAAAACGACCUGAAGCUCGAUGCUAGCCAAGCAAAUUGGAUGGCCACUGUAUCAGCACUGGGUACACCCAUCGGUUGUCUUCUCUCGAGCCUCGUGAUGGGGCGAGGAAGAAAGAUCAGCAUGUUCGUGACGUCGUUGAUAUCAAUGGCGGGUUGGGUGACCAUUUACAUGUCGAAUAGUUACCUGCAGAUCUUGAUUGGGAGAUCGAUUUCCGGGAUAUCCACGGGCAUGGCGUCGGUCCCAACGACAGUGUAUGUAGCGGAAAUUGCGGGACCGAAAUGGCGAGGUACGAUGGUAUGUUGGACCAGUGUCUCUAUCGCUCUCGGUGUCCUCAUCGUUUAUAUCUUCGGAUAUAUUUUUAAGGAUGACUGGCGACUGGUGGCUCUAAUAUGCGCUCUAUUCCCGCUAUGCGCGAUCGCCCUCACUUUAUUGGUGGUACCCGAGACUCCUCUGUGGUUGCGGGAUCAAAAUAGGCCUGAGGAAGCGCUGGAAAUCAUGAAAAGAUUCCGCGGAAUACCGAAGGACCAACCGGCGCCGGCGGAAGUCCUGUUCGAAUUGAAGCCACGGCCGCAAAAGAAGAAUCAGAACCUGCUCAAGCACUUGGUGAAAAGGAGCUCCCUGGUGCCGUUCGGCAUAAUGCUCAGCUACUUCUUUUUCCAACAGUUCUCCGGAAUCUUCGUGGUCAUAUACAACGCCGUCGGAAUUAUGGAGAAAUCAGGUGUUAAAGUAGAUCCAUAUCUCGGGGCGGUAUUGAUAGGCGUUGCUCGUCUUAUAGCCAGUCUUUUGACGGCAGGAGUGUCGCGGAAAUACGGUCGACGAAUACCGUCGAUGAUUUCUGGCAUUGGGAUGACGAUUUUCAUGGGCGGUCUGUCGCUCUAUCUAUUUCUGGCUAGUAAAGGAACCGUCAUGGCGGACAGCGGGGUGGUCCCAGUGAUCUGUAUGGUGAUGUAUAUAUUCACAAGCACCUUGGGCUACCUGGUGAUCCCGUUCGCUAUGGUAGGCGAGGUAUAUCCGUCCAAAGUUAAAGAUAUAUUGUCCGGUAUGACGGUUGCUAUUGGUUAUCUCUUCAGUGCGGCAACUAUCAAGACGUAUCCGGAUAUGGAGUCGCUGAUGAGCAUGCAUGGUGUGUUUCUUUUCUUCGCGAUCGUAUCCUUAGUCGGCUCGAUAUUCAUUCUAUUAUUCUUGCCCGAAACAAAGGGAAAGACCCUGCGCGAAAUCGAAGACAUGUUCUCGUCGAAGAAGAAGACCUUCGAAUUGCAGCCGACGGAAACAAUAGUUGGAGAAAUAGUCGCUCCAACCUCCGUCGGUCUUCUAAGAAAUUGAGAAUAUUUAUUGCUUAUGCGGGCAAAUAAUCGCCGAGAAUAGAUAAUAUUAAAUGCACGGAGGAAGUCAAAGCGUGCAGUUAUACGAAACUUACACGGCCAAUGGGAAAAAUGCAGCAUUUUUCUGUGAUGCUUGAAGGUAUCCCUUAAAAGAUAGUUAAGGGUAUAACAAAUUAUCAAGAUGUCUCUUAUAUUUAUUUUAAAUGCGUCGUACGUGUAGAGAUCUUUUUAUCAUAUCAUAUAUUUUGUGAAUAAUUAAACAAGAUAAAAGACGUAAAGAUAUUUACUUAGGUUUCACAAAGAGACAUGAAACGUAACAUGAUGGAACUGUGUUGUCAUCUCGAUAAAAGUUUUACCAUUGAAACGAAAACAGUGCCAUAUAUCAAUACUUCGCUCUACACGUGCAAGAAGUGUUCGCAAAUAACAUACGCUAAAAUGUGAUUAGGUUUGUACCAAUUUGGGCGGAAGAGAUACGUAAUCUCGAAGAUGAUAUUUUUUAUAAGACAGUAUAUAGCGUAUUAUUUAAUUAAAACUCAAUACUUAUUGUUCAAGUGGAACACAACCCCGAUCUUCAAAAUACAGUCCAAGCUUCUUGCUGCCGGAAGACAGAUUAAAUAUCGUGGACAGUAUCGUUUUUGAAGAUCUAAAGAAAUAUACAUUGUGUAAAUCGAUCGCGCUUUAUCGAUAACGCGCAUAAUUAAUUAAAUAUAAAACUUCUUGUAAAUUAUAUAUUACUACUCAACAAUUGAAAAAAAUUGUAAAUAUAAAAUUAAAGGAAGACACGUAACUUAUUUAAGUGCUAAAUGCAAGAGUAACUUAUCACUAGUUUAUUUUUCGUAAAUUCUGGUCUUCUCGUAAAUAAUUAAUACGUUAAGUUUGAUAACGUUGACAGGUUGGUAUGUUGAUAACGAUCGAGUCUCGACCUGAUAACAGCAUAGAAGGAAGUUCCAUAUUUGCGUGUCACUGAUAUUCGUUAUUAUUUAAGUCUGAAUAAUAUUUUGUCAUUGCGAUAAUAAUCGGGGGUUUUCUCCGCGAUUAAGUUGUCACUUUAUGACAACUGUCUUUUACAAUAACGAAUACCUAUUACUUUCCUUUGUAUAGAGUAUGUUUUGCGGAAAAAUUGACAGCGCAAUAAUAUCGGGCGGAAAUUUAUUUAAAUCGAACUUGAAGUAUUUUAUAAUUUACUAACUCUCUCGUGGCGCAACUGAUUGAUGAAUCAAUUUAUAAUUAGGUACGUGAUUUAUUUAAGUUAUACUAAGUAUGUAUUAUAUACGUGUGUGUAUACAUAUAUGGGCGUCUCAUGUAUUUUGUUCAAUCUUAUUAAUCUUCUUAAAUCUUACUAAAAUGUUAUUAAAAUCUUAAAUAAUAAAUUAACAAACAAGCGUAACAAUGACGAUAAUUAAAUAACAAACGCAAAAUAAUGUACAAUUUACAAUUUAAUGUGAAAGCGUGAGAUGUACGUGGAGAAACGAGACGAGAAAGGAUAGGACAACGAUUAACAUCAUUACUGACAAUAAUUGUAAUAAUAAUAGCGAUAGUAAUAUAAAAUAAUUGUAUGUGUAAUAAAAACAUAAUGUUUUAAUAAAUUUUGAUGGAUACUCAAACUAAAUUACACU
Molecule: messenger RNA, 4456 nt
Organism: Vollenhovia emeryi
Lineage: Eukaryota; Metazoa; Arthropoda; Insecta; Hymenoptera; Formicidae
Product: facilitated trehalose transporter Tret1-2 homolog
Exons: 5
Coding region: 1144-2841 (565 amino acids)
Biological process (GO): transmembrane transport
Cellular component (GO): membrane
Molecular function (GO): transmembrane transporter activity
Source: RefSeq, a predicted model, not a curated record